AUGGAUGACAAACUCCAAAAUGUCUACAGCAAAUUGAUCACUGCCAAUCACAUCCUCCACCAUCAUGGCGUGGUCGAUGCAUAUGGUCACAUCUCCGUCCGCCAUCCUCAGGACCCUUCCCUCUAUAUCAUGUGCGGGUACAUGGCGCCUGCGCUUGUCAGCUCACCAGCCGAUUUGUUAACCUACCAGAUCUCUGAUUCUUCACCCACCACAUCUGUGCCACACCCAGGCUACAGCGAGCGGUUUAUCCACUCCGAGAUCUUCAAGCGCUUUCCGUCCGUGCAAUGCGUGAUCCACAGCCAUGCCGAGGACGUAUUGCCAUAUGUGGUAUCCGGCGUGCCUUUGAGACCAGUGUACCACAUGGCAGGGUUUCUUGGCAGAGAUGUACCGGUCUUUGAUGUGUCUCCUCUGUAUGAGCAGGCUGCGACUCCGGUGGAAAAACGAGAUAUGCUGGUCAACAACAUCAUGCUUGGAGAGGGGCUCGCAAAGAAAUUUGGCGAUGCUGGGCAGGACCGUGGAGAGCCUAAGAGCAGCGUGGUGUUGAUGAGGAGGCACGGCUUCACUUGCGUUGCAGAUGGGAUUGAGAAGGCGGUUUAUCGUGCAAUCUAUACGAAGAUCAAUGCAAAAGCGUUGACAGACAGCCUGGCGGUGAGGAAGAACUUUGAAGGCAUGGGAGAUGUGGCGUUUGACGGAGGCGAUCUAGGACUGCCGGAGGAUCAAGUCGUGGGCAGUACGGCGAUGAAUGAAAGAUUCCAGGACAAACCGUGGAAGCUGUGGGUGCGAGAGGUUGAGCGAGGCGGGAUCUACGUUAAUCGACUGACAUGA
Molecule: messenger RNA, 825 nt
Organism: Cyphellophora europaea CBS 101466
Lineage: Eukaryota; Fungi; Ascomycota; Eurotiomycetes; Chaetothyriales; Cyphellophoraceae
Exons: 3
Coding region: 1-825 (274 amino acids)
Biological process (GO): pentose catabolic process
Cellular component (GO): cytosol
Molecular function (GO): aldehyde-lyase activity
Source: RefSeq, a predicted model, not a curated record